AUGGACAACGUGACCAGAAUUUCGACCUCAAACACAGACGCCGAUGUCGCCUUGCCGCAUGCCUCGUUGUUCGCAUACUUCCGUGGCCCUGCAGCUGUUCAUAAAGCGACAGAUACCGGUAUACUAUCCAAUGAGAACAGCCGUGGUACCAACGCGCAUCAACUGCUACGUCCGCCCAUCGAUUACGACGACGACGAAGAGUCAAGACUAGGCUUCUGGGGCGAAGUGGAUGGACCUAAGAGCUCGUCUGGAUCGUACUCAUUCAGCGAAAGCAGAUCAGCUUGGAGAGGAGCAGCCGCUUUCUGCUGUCUUUGGUGUGCGUUCUCGGUCAUUAUACUCGGCGCGUUUGGCCUAUAUCUCACUGUCGACCUUGCCUUCAGCCACUAUGGACUGGGUAUCGGGAUGGCGGAGUGGGUCAUGUACAGACAACAGCUCCCACCGAGCAACACCCGUGGGAUUAGGUUCUGCCUCGAGACUCCGAACCGCGAGGCACCUAGCCCACAGGCCUGGCACUACCUGAAAGCAGGCACCGGCGAUCGUUGUACGACCGUUACCAUCGACUUCAUUCUCAACUCAAAGGAAGCAUGGAAGGUUCAGCCAGAUGCGAUUCUGCUCCUGAGGGACGAUGCGUCAUACCUGGAUCAGCAUGAACAGAUUCGGGCACCCAUUAUCUCCCGAGAACAACCACAAGCUCUUAAGCUGGGUGACGAUGUUGCAGAAGAGGGUCACCUGGGCCAAACUGUUUGA
Alternaria triticimaculans is the source of this 747-nucleotide messenger RNA. RefSeq lists its product as uncharacterized. The record is from RefSeq and is a predicted model, not a curated record. The transcript has 2 exons. Bases 1 to 747 code for a protein of 248 amino acids. NCBI's taxonomy places the organism in Eukaryota, Fungi, Ascomycota, Dothideomycetes, Pleosporales, Pleosporaceae.